Molecule: messenger RNA, 1170 nt
Organism: Haliotis rubra (blacklip abalone)
Lineage: Eukaryota; Metazoa; Mollusca; Gastropoda; Lepetellida; Haliotidae
Product: scavenger receptor class F member 1-like
Exons: 4
Coding region: 1-1170 (389 amino acids)
Molecular function (GO): scavenger receptor activity
Source: RefSeq, a predicted model, not a curated record
AUGACGGAUGUGACAGGUCCACUGGAGAAUGUUUCAGAUGUAGGCCAGGGUUCUAUGGACGACACUGCGACACACCCUGUCCACCACGAUGUUCCAGCUUUCCGUCAUCUACACUCUGGAGAAAUGAACGGCGGACAGUUCCUGUCGCUUGUGGUGCUCAUCCAUGCCCUGCUGUCGCUGACAUACUCUCUUGAGAUCCUUAGUCACGACUCAUGUAAGACAAGUGGGUGCAGACAUGGAAAUGGUCGUCUCAGAUGUCAGUCAUGUAACACCGGGUGUCACGGAUCAAACUGCAGCUCUACAUGCCAAGGACGUUGUGACGAUGACGGAUGUGACAGGUCCACUGGAGAAUGUUUCAGAUGUAGGCCAGGGUUCUAUGGACGACACUGCGACACACCCUGUCCACCACGAUGUUCCAGCUUUCCGGUAGGUGGCGCUGUCUACUGUGACCAACAUACAGGUUCUUGUUCUGAAUCUUGUGGUGGAGGAUGGACCGGGGCACACUGUGAUGGACGAUGUCCACCCAACUGCAAGGCAUCAGUCUGUCACAUACACACAGGAGAAUGUCUUGAUGGGUGUGAUGGAAGAUGGGCAGGGGGCUUCUGUAACAUGACAUGUGACAACUGUCUGAUGGGAAGGUGCAGCAUCACCGGCUACUGUCUACAUGGAUGUGAAGCAGGCUUCUAUGGACAGAAGUGCGAAGAUAGAUGUCAACAUUGCUGGACCAGUGGCUGUGACAGACAGACUGGGGUAUGUGAACAGUGUCAACCUGGUUACCAUGGACACCGAUGCAGUAAGACGUGCCCCGAGAAGUGCUACAAAGGAAGAGAUGGACACAAGAGCUGUGAUCGACAUACUUCAGUUUGUCUGGAAGGAUGUGAGACUGGGUGGCACGGGUCACACUGUCACACCCCGUGUAGUGCCUCCUGCAAGUCUUCCCUGUGUUACAGCCGUGAUGGAUCGGUGACCACUGGCCGCGGCUCUGUGAGGGCAUUCCAUCGUCAGUUUAUGAACAACGUUGAUAGAAGCUACUUCAACAACUACCACGGGAUCCCCGUCCUGAACAUCGUCGGAAAGGUCUUCGACUGUUUGGUCCGAAAAGGACUACAGACACUUGCUGUUAUGGUGUAUCCCGACGCGCAGUUUGACUUAUGGCCUAACGGUCCAUGA